CUCCGGUAGCCGCUGACCCGGAUGUUCACUCCUAGGUCCUGAGGAAGUGGAGGAGCCGCCGGGCCUGCGGGGCAAAGAGACACCGAACCGGAGCGGAACCGGAGCGCGGCCCUCACCCACCGCAGCCAUGAGUGACCAGCAGCUGGACUGUGCCUUGGAUCUGAUGAGGCGUCUCCCUCCACAACAGAUAGAGAAGAACCUUAGUGACCUCAUUGACUUGGUGCCGAGCUUAUGUGAAGAUCUCUUGUCCUCUGUGGAUCAGCCUCUGAAAAUUGCACGAGACAAAGUGGUGGGAAAGGAUUAUUUGCUGUGUGAUUACAACAGAGAUGGCGACUCCUACAGGUCACCGUGGAGUAAUAAGUAUGAUCCGCCUUUGGAAGAUGGCGCCAUGCCGUCUGCUCGUUUGCGGAAGCUGGAAGUGGAAGCCAACAACGCCUUUGAUCAGUACCGAGACCUGUACUUUGAAGGUGGCGUAUCCUCGGUUUACCUCUGGGAUCUGGACCAUGGCUUUGCAGGAGUAAUCCUUAUUAAGAAAGCUGGGGACGGAUCCAAGAAGAUUAAGGGGUGUUGGGAUUCAAUUCAUGUAGUGGAGGUUCAGGAGAAAUCGAGUGGACGUACCGCACAUUAUAAACUGACCUCCACCGUCAUGCUGUGGCUGCAGACAAACAAGACUGGAUCUGGUACCAUGAACCUGGGGGGAAGUCUGACCCGACAGAUGGAGAAAGAUGAAACUGUGAGUGACUCCUCCCCGCACAUAGCAAACAUCGGCCGGCUUGUAGAGGACAUGGAGAACAAAAUACGAAGCACUCUCAAUGAGAUCUACUUUGGAAAAACCAAGGAUAUAGUCAAUGGACUAAGGUCUGUCCAGACAUUUGCCGACAAAUCAAAACAGGACGCUUUGAAGAAUGAUUUAGUGGAGGCUCUGAAGAGAAAGCAGCAAAGUUAAAUGUCCCCCAAACAUGCACUCAUUUCAUUUCUUAUAAGAUCUUUCUCUUCUCCCCCCCACCCCUCCCCCCCCCCCCCCCCGAAAUAUUUUUUUUGUCAUUAAAUCGGUCUGCGUCGCCAACAUAGCCAUUCGAAGCAUUUUGCUCCUAUUAAAUAAAGCUAUAAAAACCAUAGAGUCUGGGGUUUAUUUACUCCCCACAUCACCCUCCUUGCACCAGCCUCACUUUUUGUGCUAAUCGAGCCCUUCCUAGGCUCAUGUUCGGCCCCCUUGUCUCUCUGUACUGCACAUACUGUUUAACUCGUUCAACGGCAGUGGGAUUGAUACGUCUGCCAGCAUUGCACGCCGACUGAGGUUGCUCCGUUUGGAUUGUUGAAGGACAGUUCAUUUAUUUGGAGGGUGGAAGGGAAAAAAAAGUACUUUUUGGGUUUUCUUUAUUUUUGUUUAGGUUUUGACCCUCAAUAUCCCCUUUUUCUUGCAUUUUUUUAUUCCCUUGCUUUUUUUUCCUGGUGACUGUCUGGGGAAUGCUUAGGGUUUAGUUUUUUGUUUUUGUUUUGUUAUAUAUAUAUAUUUUGUAAAGCUUUGUCUUCAAUAAGAGCCUUCCUGUACUAACAAUAAAAUGAUUCUAAAUACAUGGA
Pelobates fuscus (common spadefoot toad) is the source of this 1581-nucleotide messenger RNA. RefSeq names its product capping actin protein of muscle Z-line subunit beta (gene CAPZB). The record is from RefSeq and is a predicted model, not a curated record. Bases 128 to 946 code for a protein of 272 amino acids. Gene Ontology annotation, biological process: actin cytoskeleton organization; barbed-end actin filament capping; cell morphogenesis. The transcript has 9 exons. Gene Ontology annotation, cellular component: F-actin capping protein complex; cytoplasm. Gene Ontology annotation, molecular function: actin filament binding. NCBI's taxonomy places the organism in Eukaryota, Metazoa, Chordata, Amphibia, Anura, Pelobatidae.